Astrephomene gubernaculifera is the source of this 2497-nucleotide messenger RNA. NCBI's taxonomy places the organism in Eukaryota, Viridiplantae, Chlorophyta, Chlorophyceae, Chlamydomonadales, Astrephomenaceae. The record is from the annotation of a GenBank genome assembly.
GUUUGUAUUGUAAAGCCCCUAUUAUUGUGUAAGUCUCUGCGAUGGCGGAACACCCAUGUGGAAUCGAGCCGUGGGGAAACUAUUACAUGAGAGGAGGCGGUCCAAAUAUCCGCGACGCUGGCCUCGGCAACCUGUCCGUGAUAAAUGAUGCGCUCAUGCUCGAGGUCCUAACCAGCGGCGUGCUGCGCGCUCCCGACCUGGGUCGUCUAGCGCUAGUCAGCAAGGCGCUGUACUGCUUCGCCAACCUGGAAGACCUGUGGAAGGGUCUGGUGAUUGAGGAGCUGGGCGGAGGCUUCACCUGGUGCGGCAGCUGGCAGCGCACCUACCUGGUGUCCACAGGCCUGCUGCCGCCGCCCGGGUCGCCGUCCGGGGGGGAGCAGGCGGGCAGCAGCGGUGAGGAGGACAGCAGCAGCGGCAGCGGCUGCAGUGAUGAAAGCGAGGAGGAGGAGGAGGAGGAGGAGGGAGAGGAAGAGGAAGAGGAAGAGGAAGAGGAAGAGGAAGAGGAAGAGGAAGAGGAAGAGGAAGAGGAAGAGGAAGAGGAAGAGGAAGAGGAAGAGGAGGAGGAGGAGGAGGAGGAGGAGGGAGAGGAGGAGCCGCCCGCAGUGUCGGCCGUGGCGGUGGUUGAGGAGGGCGACGAGGAGGAAGAGGAGGAGGGGGGUUCCAGGCGGCGGAGUAAGCGGCUGAAGCUGUGUAACGGUGCUGGCCCUGCUGCUGUUGAUGGCAGCGGCACCUCACAGCAGCAGCAGCAGCGGCACGAGGGCCUGGAGCCCCUCCAGCAGCAACAGCCGCUGCAGCAACAGCAGCAGCAAGAACAGCAACAAGAACAUGCAGAAAAACAGCCCCAGCAGCCCCCCGGCAAGCGGCGGUCGCUGCUGCGGUGUGUUCGCGGCUGCGGCCCGCAGCGCUACCUGCGAGUGCGGGGCCUCUACUCGGACCUGCUGUACCAGCCCUGGUUCUGCGCCACGCUGGAGCCGCCGCGGGAGUGGAUGGCGGUGGACAACAUCGACCGUCGCGCGGGCCUUACUCCCGAGCAGUUCCGCCAGGAGUACGAAAUACCCAACCGACCCGUCAUCUUGACGGACGUGAUGUCCCAGUGGCCCGCCGCCUCCAAGUGGCGCCCCGACUACCUGGCUGAGGUGUUUGGGGGGCAGGAGGUGAUCGUGGGCAACAUGCCCAUGCCCUUCCCCACCUACCACUCCUACUGCUCCUCCAAUCGGGACGAAAUGCCGCUCUACCUCUUCGACCGCCACUUUGCAACCCGCGCCCCCGCACUGGCCGCCGACUACUGGCCCCCGGAGCAGUUUGGGGAGGACCUGUUCGCGCUGCUGGGGCAGGAGGGCAGGCCGGAUUACAGGUGGCUCAUCUGGGGUCCCGCCCGCUCCGGCUCCUCCUUCCACGUCGACCCCAACGCCACCUCAGCCUGGAACGCGCUGCUGUGGGGCGCCAAGAAGUGGGUCAUGUACCCGCCCGGGGUGGUGCCACCGGGGGUGCACCCCUCGCCGGACGGCGCGGAUGUGGCCACUCCGCUGUCCCUCACGGAGUGGUUUGUCAACUUCUAUGCGGCAACCAAGGAGACCAAGGUCCGUCCCAUCGAGUUCGUUGCUCGACCCGGGGAGCUGCUGUUCGUCCCUCGGGGCUGGUGGCACUGCGCACUGAACCUGGAGGACAGCUGCGCCCUCACGCAGAACUUCGUGUCCGCUGUGGGGCUGUCCGCCACACUCGCCUUCCUGCGCUCACGCAGACCGGAGAUGGUGUCGGGGUGCGCUCAUGAGAGCAGGUGCAAUCUGUACGACAGGUUCGUUGCGGCACUGCGGCAGCACCGGCCGGACAUCCUGGCAGCGGAGGAGGCCAAGCAGGAGGAGGCGCGGGCGCGGGCGAGGGAGGCGAACAGGCUCGCAGCGCUGUUCCGCGCACCUGCGGCGGCCCCUCAGCAGCCCCAGCCCUCACAAAGCGCUACCCAGACAGCGAGAGCGGCGGGUGGCAGAACGCAGCAGGAGGGGCAGCAGCAGCAGCAGCAGGCGGCAGCUGUUGCGGUUGCAGCAAACGGAACCCCAGGCACGGGGGAGGAAGCGACCCACGGGAUUGCUGCUGCUGCUGGUGGUGCUGCCGAAGGGGGGUUGUUUACGUUUGGGUUCAGCGUUGGGGCUGGUGUGAGUGCUGAUGGAGGCACGGCAGCGCCGGCGGCAGAUGCCGGGGGGUUCAAGUUUGGGUUUGGUUUCUGAGCGGUUCUAGCUCCUUUCAGCUCACCAGCUGGGCACCCAACCGCAAGCAGUGCAUGCUACUUGACCACUUAGCCAGGCAUUCAUUCCUUCUUGAAGUUACCGUGGAGGCUAAUGAGUGGCUGUUAUGUGGCUGUGUGUGCGGGAAAUGUACACAUUGGUUAAUAGCUUGCGAACAGCCCUUGUAUGAGCUGGUAUUGUUGUGCUAUCUGCUGGCAAGAAGAUGUGGUGAAGAUAGAUGUAAGAUUUCCAAGAUGACGUUGUAGUUUACAGGCAAC